Dicrocoelium dendriticum is the source of this 2082-nucleotide messenger RNA. NCBI's taxonomy places the organism in Eukaryota, Metazoa, Platyhelminthes, Trematoda, Plagiorchiida, Dicrocoeliidae. The record is from the annotation of a GenBank genome assembly.
AUGGACCAAUCAUAUGCCCUAGAGAUCGAUAGCUACAUGUAUCAAAGCGUGGCAAGUGAAGGAAUCCAUUUGAUAUCUAAGUCACUUCGAGUGCCACUAUACCAAUUCCCAAUUGUCGGAGUUGCCAGUUGUCGGAGCCUGUAUUAUUCAGGAAACGACCAGUCGGAUGAAGUUGAAGAUUUGUUUCACGCCCUUUCUGUUAUCAAACGCGAAGUGCCCACUGUUUCAUAUGUUUCUAGUGGAGCUAUUUUGUCCGAUUAUCAGCGCAUCAGGGUUGAAAACGUUGCUGCACGACUUUCCCUUCAUUCGUUGUCAUUUUUAUGGCGGCGCCCUACUGACGAGCUACUACGCACCAUUAUCUCGGCAUCAGUUGAUUCUAUCAUCGUAAAGGUUGCCUCAUUCGGGCUUCUCCCCGAGUCCCAUCUUGGCAGACGGCUGUCGGAGGUGGUAGAACAGCUGUGCGAACUUUCAAAGCCCCCGUAUUGCUUGAAUGAGUGCGGAGAAGGCGGCGAGUACGAAACAUUCACCCUGGAUUGUCCCUUGUUCCACCAUCGAUUGCGUGUACGGUCUACACCAAAGGUGGUGAUGCAUUCGAACGAUCCAUUCGCUCCGGUGGCUUACCUGCAAUUAACUGACCUAGCACUUGAGGACAAGCCUACUUCUGAGGUAUGCCAGACUUCUGAAGAUGUUUUGGCUAUUGUGGAUGCCACUAUUUCGCCUCCCAGACGUCCAUUUCUGACCCCACUCGAAAGGUUGACUGAUUUGAGGAUCAAGUUUGCAUCUGAAUCAUCUAGCGAUUUUUCCAACUUACCUCAAGCUGUUUCAUCCGAAUUCCCAAACGCGGACCAGUACUCAUUCUCCGCGAGCCUUCCAUCGUAUGGCUUCUUUAGUCCUUUUGCCGGAGAUUCUUUGUGGUUCAGUGAAACAUUCAUUGGAACGUGUGAAUCCAUCUGUAACCAAGAGACAGCUGUCAAGAAUGCUACCAUGGCGGCGGCAAAGUUACUUCAAGGCCGCCUCGCUUCCGUUGGCUUAUCCUUCAAUCAUGUGGUGUCAUGUAUCUGCUUACUGAAUCGGCCCCUGACGGAUGCAACUUUCUCCGCAUUCAACACUGUGUACGCAUCUGUGUUUGGUAUGCCAUUGGAAACGGAAACUCCGCACGGAACAUCUCCACAAUCUCCUCCUCACCGCUGUUUUCCACCAUCACGAGUUUGUUUAUCUGUCGAUAGCAUCCCAUACUCGGCUAGUCAAAAAUCGGACCAUUCGUCUGUAGUUGCCGUCAGCUUGACCGUCAUUGUUCACCCGUACAACAUUAAUGGCCUCACUCCCCUCGACGGUGGAUGCCGGGGCUUGCACGUACAAUCCAUCUCACACUGGGCACCUGCUAGCACUGGGCCGUACAGUCAAGCCGUAACGGUGACGGUUCCAUCCAAUCUGUCAUCACACACGGAAUACGACUCCGACGUCUCAGGUGCGAUGACAAGCGAAGGCAAGCUGUUCACGUACACCUUGUUUUCUGGGCAGAUGGGUCUGAUCCCUGAAACCUUGACUGUACCAACCUCAAUCCAGCUCAAUUGUUCCGAGGCUCACGCACUGGAGACGGAAUGUUGGUUGGCUUUGCGACACUGCCACCGUGUUUUAAAAGCGGUAUCCUGUGCUAUAUGGGCCAACCUGUAUGCAGGCAUUUGCUUUGGCAUCUCCAAGAAGGCGUUACUCCAGGCCAAAUUGGCAUUUCACUCAGCUGUCUGUUCGGUAUGGUUCGCAUCACCGGAAUCGGACGGCCUCUGUGCCACUGAUGAGGUACGCAACCAUUGCUGCGUAUGCAAUACACAUGUUGUUUGGGCACAAGUUUCCGGACUGUCAAACAACUCGUCAAUCGAAUGGCAAUUCUUCACCCGCUCAAAUAUGGAAAGACUUCACCACUCCCCUCUAGUCUACGGAGGAGCUGAUAUAUUGACUUUUCUUGCACAGCCUUGUAUCAUAUUUUCCGUAAACAAUUCAUUCGCGGGACCUCUUGGAAAAUGUGUAAUCCCAGUCGGUGGUCUCCUGGACCGGACUGAUGCGAUAGCUGCAUUAAUCCUGUAA